UCACCGGGACGUUGUUACACGCCCACCGAGCGCGCGCGUCUGUCAGUUCGCGACAGGAAGCGACAGAAGACAACACAAAUAAAUAAACAGAACAGAGAAAGAAGCGCGUCGGUAAAUUCUCUAAAAACAACAACUAGACGUGUUUAAAAGCGAGGUGUGAGAGCAGAGCUGUGUAUCGGUCAUGUCCGGGUUCAUGUCGGAGGGUUUCGGGACGUUCACACACGCCGUGGUGCGCGCGAUGCCCGCGUCUUAUGCCGAGAGCGCGCUCCGGAGUGGCGCGGGGCAGGUGGACGCGGUGCGCGCGCAGCAGGAGCACGACUAUUACGUCGACGUGCUGCAGAACCGACUCGGUUUGGAGGUGCUCGAGCUUCCCGCCGACGAGAAUCUGCCGGACUGCGUGUUCGUGGAGGACGCGGCGGUGGUGUGUGGAGACACCGCCCUGGUCACUAGACCCGGAGCUGAGAGCCGCCGCGGAGAGACCAAGGCCAUGAAGAAUGCCUUGAUGAAGCUUGGCCUGAACAUUGUGGAGAUGACCGAUGAAUCGGCCACGCUGGAUGGAGGAGACGUUCUUUUUACAGGUCAAGAGUUCUUCGUGGGCUUGUCAAAAAGAACCAAUCAGCGAGGGGCAGAGAUCCUAGCAGAUACCUUUAAGGACUACGCCGUGUCCACCGUUCCAGUAAAGGGCGGCCUGCACCUGAAGAGCUUCUGCAGUAUGGCAGGUCCAGGACUUAUUGCUAUUGGUUCCAGUGAAUCAGCCCAGAAAGCCUUAAAGACGAUGCAGCAGAUGAGCGAUCAUAAAUACGAUAAGCUUACGCUUCCUGAUGAUGCUGCUGCUAACUGUGUGUACAUGAAUCUACCCAGUAAAGGACACGUCCUGCUGCACUGCACACCGGAGGAGUACCCUGAGAGUGCUAAGGUGUUUGAGAAGCUGAAGGAGCACAUGCUCAUCCCGGUUCCCAACGGGGAGGGAGCGAAGGUGGACGGAGCGCUCACCUGCUGCUCGGUUCUCAUUAAUAAACCCGCCAAGGUCUAAGGGGCUGUACCUGGUGCACAGCCUCCACCCUGCACCCUCCACCCAUGCCUUUAAAACAGGAUGUCUGGAUGCUUUGCUGUGUUAUUUGAUAAUGACGAUGAUGAUGAUGAUGAUUAUUAUUAUUGGAAGACCGGAGGCUAAUUCAGGGGCUAGUCUUAAAUUACACACAUUUAGUCCUCUAAAAAAAAGUCCAGAUGCUUUAGUUAACAGUUCAGUGUUAAUUGUACUGAGCUUCUCACCCCAGUUAUUAAAGAUGACAACCAACACUGACAACCAACAUUGUGAUCCAACACCACCUCCAAGUAACACUGACAACCAACACCACAAAUAAACACUGACAACCAACAACACCAGUUAACACUGACAACGAACAUUGUGAACCAACACCACCUCCAAGUAACACUGUCAACCAACACCACAAAUAAACACUGACAACUAACACCACCAGUUAACACUGACAACUAACACCACCAGUUAACACUGACAACCAUCAUUGUGAACCAACACCACAAAUGAACACUGACAACCACAAACACCAGUUAACACUGACAACGAACAUUGUGAACCAACACCACCUCCAAGUAACACUGUCAACCAACACUGACAACCAACACCAGUUAACACUGCCAACCAACACCACCAACUAACACUGCCAAAGAACACCUCAACCAUGACCACCAGCCAACACCGUCAACCAACACCAAUAAUCAACAACACUAUAACAAUUCCAAGUAACACAGCCAACCAAAAGCACUAAGUAAGACUGACAACCAACACCACCAACCAACACCACCAAUCAAUACUCAGGAAAAGGAAAAUCUGCACAUCAGUGAGUUUUACAACAAGGCUUUUAUCACAUCUGGGGACACAUGUGAUAAGAUGUAGUUUAUUUCUCUCUCCCUAAUAAGACGGUUAAUUGGCGAUACUGACCGCCGAUAUUCGCUGAAAUCUGGAACAAAACGGAAAUCGAAAGUGUGAACAGAACACAGCCUGGAUUUAGCCUCCUGUCCUCCAGCACUGUGACUCAACACUAUCCUGUAGAUUAUUUCCUUCCUGAUGCGGUACGACCUCCACUGUGCUUCACCCUGAGAGUAGUGCAGCGAUUAGAGAGAACUGAGCAGAACAGACAGUCAGAUUUCAUCUCUCCGCAGUUUAGUGUCUUUGUUCUAGUGAUGGAAAUGUGUCAGAGCCGACAGACCGGACCUGAACCUGACAGACCGGACCUUAGAAAGCCUUACAGAGAUUAUCUCAGCCUCAUGUGUUUGUGUGUGUGUGUGUGAAGGGGUGCGUAGGUACAAACCCAAACCUCUGAUUGUUUACAAUCUUUUCUACAAGCCACUAAAAGACCCUGUCACUGUUUCUGCUGUUUUAUACAAUCAAUAAAGUCAACGAUGUUCAAUAGCCACAAAACAUCCAGGAGACCAAAUAAAGAGCUCUUACAAUGA
Molecule: messenger RNA, 2478 nt
Organism: Tachysurus fulvidraco (yellow catfish)
Lineage: Eukaryota; Metazoa; Chordata; Actinopteri; Siluriformes; Bagridae
Gene: ddah1
Product: dimethylarginine dimethylaminohydrolase 1
Exons: 6
Coding region: 182-1033 (283 amino acids)
Biological process (GO): positive regulation of nitric oxide biosynthetic process; arginine metabolic process
Molecular function (GO): amino acid binding; dimethylargininase activity
Source: RefSeq, a predicted model, not a curated record